Messenger RNA from Panthera uncia (snow leopard), 1757 nucleotides. RefSeq names its product charged multivesicular body protein 1A (gene CHMP1A). The transcript is spliced from 7 exons. Gene Ontology annotation, cellular component: ESCRT III complex; multivesicular body. Gene Ontology annotation, biological process: endosome transport via multivesicular body sorting pathway; late endosome to vacuole transport; protein transport. The record is from RefSeq and is a predicted model, not a curated record. The coding region runs from base 266 to 856 and encodes 196 amino acids. Lineage: Eukaryota; Metazoa; Chordata; Mammalia; Carnivora; Felidae.
CGCACUCCGUACCUCUGCUGGCGCGCCGCGGGAGUGACUCACAGAAGCUAACCCGGCCGACCUGGCGCGGGUCUCCACGGCAACGGCCCGCCCCGCCCCGCCCCGCCCACGGGACUUGCGUCGUGGUCUCGCGAGAGCUGUCGGUCGCCGGAAGUGGGCGGUGACCCCGGAAGUUCCCGCGCGACGGAGCUGCUUGGUGCGAUCCACUGGGCCCCGGGGUUCCCGUCAGUCGGUUCCUGCGAGGGCUGCCCCUGCCGGACCUGCCAUGGACGAUACCCUGUUCCAGUUGAAGUUCACGGCAAAGCAGCUGGAGAAGCUGGCCAAGAAGGCGGAGAAGGACUCCAAGGCGGAACAGGCCAAAGUGAAGAAGGCCCUUCAGCAGAAGAACGUGGAGUGCGCCCGCGUGUAUGCCGAGAAUGCUAUCCGCAAGAAGAAUGAAGGCGUGAACUGGCUCCGCAUGGCAUCCCGCGUGGACGCGGUGGCCUCCAAGGUGCAGACGGCCGUGACCAUGAAGGGGGUGACCAAGAACAUGGCGCAGGUGACCAAAGCCCUGGACAGGGCGCUGAGCACCAUGGACCUGCAGAAGGUCUCUGCGGUGAUGGACAGGUUCGAGCAGCAGGUGCAGAAUCUGGACGUGCACACGUCGGUAAUGGAGGACUCCAUGAGCUCGGCCACCACGCUGACCACGCCACAGGAGCAGGUGGACAGUCUCAUCGUGCAGAUCGCCGAGGAGAACGGCCUGGAGGUCCUGGACCAGCUCAGCCAGCUGCCCGAGGGCGCCUCCGCCGUGGGGGAGAGCUCCGUGCGCAGCCAGGAGGACCAGCUGUCCCGGAGGUUGGCCGCCUUGAGAAACUAGCCGAGAUCCUGCUGCAGGGCCCUGCGUCCCCCGCCUCGACGUGCGGGAAGGGCCGGGGACGAGGGCUACAUCUCCCCCCCCCCCCCCCCCACGCCUCUUGCCUUCCUGCACGCCCUGCAGCGCAGCCCUGACCUCCAGGCCUGGGAAUUGUUCCUCUUAGCGUAGACGGUGGCUCUGUGUCCUGGUGGGUGAGUUUGCACAAACUUCUGACUUCUGUGGGUUAUUUCUGUGACUCCGGGCUGACCAGCUUGGGGUUCUGCAGGCCUCCCCCUCUCCAUCUCCUACCCUCUGAGGAGUUGAUGGGGACUGACCAGUGGACACCGUGUGGACCGUGGGGGCCUCUGGACUCCGUGCUGCUGGCAGUCAGCAGGGGUCAGGGCUGCUUCCUGCUUCGGGCCGUGUCCCCACUCGGGGUUUCGGUGUAAGGCUCCAGACUCCUGAGUCCAGGCGGGCCCACCUGGGGCGGGGCGGGGCGGGGGGAGGUGUCUCGUUCUACUGCCGCCUCCGGAGGACCUGGGCCCUGAGAGCCGUGUCGUGUGUCCUCCAGGAACUCAGGGUCUGCCCCGAGGCCCCUCCCAGCGGGGAGCAGACGGUCUCAUGCUACCGGUCGGGUGCUGCCCCUGCACCGUGCUCUCCUGUACUGUAAAUAAUAGGUGCCUCCCCGCGACUGGGCUCUCCUCCUGCCCACACCGUCAGACCUGGAAGUCAGAGUGGCUGGCCGGAGCUCGGGGGCUGGGAGAGGUGCCCCCGGCAGGGCCGUGGCAGCCACAGCCAAGCAGCUGGCUGCAGCCCCCUCCUGAAGAUUUUCCGUGACGGGCUGCGGUUUCUAGUUUUUUCAUUUCCUGAAGUUUACUUUGUUUUCUUGAAGCUUCCUGGGUUUUUUGUUUUUUUUGCCAAAACA